Molecule: messenger RNA, 1678 nt
Organism: Marasmius oreades (fairy-ring Marasmius)
Lineage: Eukaryota; Fungi; Basidiomycota; Agaricomycetes; Agaricales; Marasmiaceae
Exons: 2
Coding region: 833-1174 (113 amino acids)
Source: RefSeq, a predicted model, not a curated record
CAACUUGCAAUUGAUGCUUCUCUUUCGCCUUCCACCGAAUCCAUCCACGGAUUCAUCCAGAGGGGGAGUGCAGAGUUGACAAUAUAUGAAGCAGGGACAACUUUCGUUCAUUCCUCGCGAGGUUCAGCGCAAUUAUUUUGGUCACGCUGCGUUGCGUUUUCGGUGAUUCAAAAAAGGACGACUCGACCAUCAGCCUACACGUGCUUGAACCAUUUCUUCAAACCGUCUAUUGAUGUCGCUCAUACUCCUGGUUUGGAUCAUGUAACGAGGGACUCGAAAAUGAAGUGACAGCGACAGAGAACAGCUUGUUCGCCCAGGAUCCUCCUUGCGAGAAUUGCGAAAUUGCAAUGGCCCGGUCUGAAGAUUAUCCCUCGUAUCCUUGGCUAUGUGCCCUCUCAGUUGGAAAUUAGACAAAUGAAGGAGGUCAUCGAAGGAGGGGAGGGUCGGUUGAAGAAGAUUGAAGCCCACGUCGUUGUCUUCAGGAACAAAUGCAAUGUCGCCGCGCUGUCUUUCACAUCUUCCAUCUCCUUGCCACGAAGAACCUCAUGGAUUCUUCUUUUGAUACGGAUUCCUACCCCUUGCACAAUUCAUCUCCAGCGGGCCCUGGCGGAGUCGGGAGAUACCUUCUUUGCUCUCAUUGAAGAGAUAUUAUUAUCAAUUCCCCGUAUCAAGCUGUACCUAGCCUUCAUCCGUGCGUAUUAAUUCCUACUUCCAUGCAACUGCGUAGUUCAGGGGGGUAUUCCUUGGGGUUACGCAUCCCGUACCUGCAAAGGCAUCAGCACAAGUUAUCUUCCGUGUUGUACUUCCUCAUUUCUGACGAUAACGACUCUUUAUGGUGGAGUUGCAUUGGACACAUCCGUCUUGGAACUUGAGAUCCGAAAAAGAGGUUCUGGCUUGCGAUUUGUGGGAUCCCCAUUCACCUCCGUAUCGCCAACUCACUGAGUUGCAUGUACACGAUGCACCCGAUUCCAGGAGUCUAUUACCCGUAUUGUUAGCCUGCCAAUCGCUUCCGUCGUUAUAUCUGGACAACAUCUUUCUACCAAGGCAGUAUUGCUCUAAAACUCUACUUCGCAUCUGCUCCCAUGGUAUUGCCUUCUAUGGAGUGAACAUACACGCGUUCCCGAACGACGUACACCUUGUUCUUCGGCCUUUUCGUCUUCCCAUCACAUCAUGACUCGAAAUGAGCUUCUAUCGCGGGAUUCGUAUCUCCCCGGAAAUGAGUGACUCCGAGAUCAGCCUUCUCGAUCUAUUAUUCGACGAUUUAUCCCUUUUGGCGGACCGAAUCGUGCAUUGAAGUUCGAAAAUAUUGCGACCCCCAAAUGUCACUCAUCUGGGGGUAGUAUCCUCUUCUUACCUUCAGGUUUUUUCACCCAUUUUCUCGCCUCCCUGUGACUAGAUUCGCCGGAAUUAUAAUUACUCGUACCGAAACCAAUCACAUCGUUAUGUCUAGGAUUGUCGGUGCUCACAGUUCUGGCGUCCACAGCUCGCUCCGUUGAAGCGAGAGGCAGGUUGAUGUUUCCCUCUUUCUGUAUUGCGAUGCACGGUCCUGUGAUGAUCGAGAAUCGCGACUGGGAAAACCGGUUUCCUGGUUGCCUAGUAGUGGUACGGGAGCAUGGGUUGCAGAGUUCGAGUACACCCUACAUUUGGUUUAGCAGAGGAUAUCAACAACAAACGAUGG